GUGUGACACAACCUUCCAAAUAUAAUAUUUUUGCUAGAAACCGAGUGAAAAUGUUCUUAAAUUCAGUGAACUGUCGUUGUACCUAUAUUAAGUUGUGAAAUGUUGCUGUUUGAUAUGCGGUAACAGAGUGGAAGGUAAUCUGGAGUCAUCAUCGCUUGAAAAAACCAAAUCAAAAGCAUAACUUUUCACGGCACACGUUAGUUACAGCGUGGUAGUCGUCAUGCAACAUAUCUUAAAAAAUCCUCUCAAAGUAUCAGUGUUCGUCGAUUUUUCGAAAAAUAAUCUUUUAUUACUAAUUCGACCUUGUUUGAGUAAAGUGGAGUUACCGAACUCAUGUUAAUACCGGUCGUAACAACGUUGGCGGCACUGAAUUCAUAAUACCAACUGAAAAAUUUCUCUUUAGUAUUUAAAUUAUGAAAAUACUUCGCGCAAUGCGCAGACGAUUAAAAUGAAAAAUCAAUACGUCCCUUAAAUUAUGUGAAGUAAACUAAUUUUCCCAUGUGCAGUUCUAGAAAAAAUCAAUAUAUUAAAUUUUUGUCGAACGGAAUGAAAUGAGCAAACAACAAUAGCCGAAAUGCCUAAAAAGGUUGAAUUCAGUGUUAUUCAAGCAACAAGUGAAGAUCCAAAAUACAGGUAUACAGAACUGAAUACACAUGGUCCGAUAGUUAAAGGGUGGCAAUCUGAAAAGAACUGCAACUACCCACAAGAAUUGAUACUGCAACUGGAAAAAAGAUGUAUUUUGAACAAAAUACAAAUACUAGCCCAUCAGUUCCUGAUACCUGCCAAGGUGGAGCUCUUUCUCAGUAACGAAGAUUCUAAUACAGUAGACGAAUCAGCCACGAACAUAAAUUGGGAAUAUUUAGGAUACAUAACAUUGUCUACGAAUGAAAGUACAGACUUUAAGAGCAGAGAACUUAAAUCCGCCAAUGUGCCCAAGAACCAAGUGACAUUUGUUAAAAUGAAUCUUCACCACAACCAUUUUAACUCGCACAACAAAUUCAAUCAGGUGAGCCUUAUAGCAGUGAAUAUGCUGGGGAUGGACUUGGAAAGUAGACGGUUAUCUGUAGCUGAGAAAGAUGAUGAAGCUAAAGUAUCGGACAUUAUGAAUAACCCUGAAUACAUUUCGCCUUACGAUGAUUUAGCUUUCCUAAUGUAUGUAGACGUAGAUAUCGCUAGGAUUAUUAAAGAAAUGGAGUUGAAGAAGCAUUUGGCUGUGAUAAAUGAACGCUUUGAGUAUGCAAGAAAACUUAAGAAUGCGAUGGGGAAAUUGAGAGUGGCGGGUGAAAAACUGGGGAAAUACGAACUAGAGAAGAGACACGCUAUAGAAAUAGAAGACUAUGAACGGGCUAGGCACAAGAAAAAUCAAAUGGACCAGUUUAGGAACGAAAUUUACGAAGAAAUCCGCGUUGAACAAUUGAUGGAACGUAAUGGCGUAUGUCCCAAAAACGACGAAUGUUCAGAUGAUGCCGACAACAUCAACAAAAAUCUUUUAUCUCCUGUUCUGCCGAAGACUUCUUCAGACAAGAGAGCUUCGUCUCCGAAUCAGCUGAACCACAGUCAAGUCUCUCCUCUGCACAUGGCCAGACACCAGAGUCCCAAAACAGGCUCGCCGAGCACCGGCAGCCCGACAAAUAAUCAAUCCAGAGGCUCUAUUAAGAGAAGAAACAAAUCAGCUGGGGCUACAGUUAAAUCGACGUAUGAGAUGUAUGAAGAGAAACCCUUACCGGCUUUGAGACAUUCACAAACGAACGAAUUUCUAAGAGAAUGUCAGCUAGAUGCCGACUAUAAGAUUCCCUCCAAACUGACGGAAAGGGAAAAGAAACAAGCCGCUAUGCCCAUUUUGGUGUUUGGGAACGACAUUGUCGAAAAAUUCUACUCAAAGCAUUACUGCGAUAAGGAAGAAGGCUUGAACAAGCUCAAGGAGGAGCUGCUGUCGUACGACGCCAGCAAAAUACAUGCGCCAAAUAAGACUGCCAGAGGAGCAAUUUUUCUGCUGCACAGGGCGUUGCGCGAUAAAGUUUUCUCCGUGUACAGUCUGGCGAAUGAGGUGAUUAGGUUAUUCUUCGUGCAAUUCGUACCCGGCAGGGUCGCUUCUGCUGAGGUAGCGAGAAGCGUUGACAAAUUACUUCCUGAACUACUCACAAAGUCGGGUGAUACGAGUCAGAGGAUAAAUCAAAUGGCUGUUCACACCAUCCUCACGAUGGCAGACUGUAAAAACGUCAGAGAGCUUCACAUCAUCCCUGUUCAUCUAAGUAGGCCUGUUAGUAGCGGCACUCAUCCUAGAUUAGCGUUGAGUAGGGCAGAAAUGGUCGAACAACUCAUUAUUAAUCACGGAAUAUCAACGGAUAAACAGAGACUCCCUUCCUAUUUAUUAACUUUUAUUCGAAAAGAAACUGCUCCAAUAUUGCAUAUAGUGAAUUUUCCUCAAGUAGUCGUUCUUCUCCAGAGAAAGAAAGAAAUACUGGAUAAAAACAAGCUCCUGGAGGCCAUAACUCCGACAAAUGCGAACUGCCUCAGUCCAGAGCCAGUUCAGAACCAUAACGGGAAACACGAACAAAGUAAGGAUAACAUUUCUACCGAUCCUAAACCCGUAUCUGACAGCAUUUUCCAAUUCGAAGUAUCCAGUCAGCAGAGAAGUUUCGCCUUGGCGAAAAGCUUGAGCGGAAGUAACAUACAAGCUAAUAGUAAUAACGGCGUCAACGGACAGAGCUCCAGUUCUGCGAGUGGUAUUUCUACGCCGAGUAACAAUUCACAAAAAGACGAAGACGAAAAGCACUGCAUUUUUUGCAACCACCCAGAAACAUCGAUCCUGUCCGUCAGCAACUCUAUGAACUCCCACUACUGGCGCUCAUGUCCGAUGCUAGUGAGGUGCAAGAACUGCAGCCAAGUGAUAGAAGUGUCGACUUUAACAGAACAUUUGCUCGCUGAAUGUGAACAGCGGGAACGUUACACACAGUGCUCACAAUGUUCCGAAGCAGUCAAAACCGAAAAUUAUGAAAGGCAUCGUGGAGAAUGCAAAGAACUCUCUGAGAGCUGCAACCGUUGCCCGCUGUGUCACGAAAACCUCGAACUGGAAGAUAAUUGUUGGAAAAUUCAUUUGAUGGGCGAGAAACCUUGCCCGAAAAAUACUAGGAUGAAAGUUCUUCAUCAGAAGCAAGUCAAAAUCAAAGUUUGAAAUCACAUGCCCCUCCACAGACCCUCUAGAUUGAAAAAUGUAUUCACAAACAAGUUCCCCUCCCCUGUGUGAUAAUUCACGAAAUAACUCUCGAUGACUACCGACCAUCAACGAAGUGUUUACGGAGAAUAUUUUUUUUACAGGUAUCUUUCACGAAUUUCGACAUAGUUGAAGACAAAAGUAGGUAUGAUGUCAAUUAUCCUCCCCAGCCAUCCAAUUCAAAUGGUGUCAACGAAAGAGAGAAAACGUGAAAUGAGACUCAUAUACAAAUAUUCAGAAAAUAUUGAAAAAUAAUAAUAAUAACUAAGCUUUGGAAAGAAACAUGUUUCGAACGUAUCAGAAAGGACUCAAGAUUGAAGUACAAAAAAUUGGUUGAAGCGGAAAAGCAAGGACCGUCCAAAAUGUUUCAAAUGGCUGGAAGGUGGAAAGACGAGAUGGAAAUAUAAUUCCAUUUCAGUUAGCCGCUUCAGGAAUAUGAUGCCGUCAGCCAUACAGUGUUUUCAUACUUAUUAUGAAAUUUAUUACUGUUCUGAAUACGAACUCGAUUAAUAUCUUACUAAGUCGGCUUAUUACUUGUGCAAGUUUUCACAUGAACCAUGUUUGCAUAUACCUAUAAAGUUUCAUUGAUAUGCGAUUUACAAUAAUGGCUUGGGAUUAGUUUCUAUUGAUUAUUUCGACUGGUAUUAUCAUUCUGUUAUGGGCCCAUACAGAGUUUUUUCUGGAUUCUCCGUCGAUACUGGAUACUCUGCUGAUUUUGAAAAAAAUUGUGUGUCACUUACGUAUUUUGGCGAGUAGAUUACCAUUCCGAAAGGAAAAAUUGGUGCUCUCCCCUAUUUUCAAAGAUACAGCCCUCCAAAGUUCCGAAAAGUUUAACUUUUAAUCCUAUUUUUUGCAGAAUAUGAACCAUAAAAUCACAAGUAUCUAUACACCACAUCGCCUUCACAUCCACAUAAAAAAUAUCUAGCAGAAUUGCUUCUGUGAAAAAUCUUGCACAAAAGUAUUCGUCAGACAUUCAAUUCAAUUUACGGCCGUAGUAGAGUGCUUGGAAUUGAAAGUAGGACCAUUUUAUUCGAAUCAAUAAGGAAUAGAAGUACACAACUAGUUCAUUUAUUCUGUUAUAAUCAAGAAACAUUCUCCACGUGUCAAAUCUCUAUAUUCUAGAGAGGAAACCAUUCGAUUGUUGAAUUUAUUCAAGAUGUUCUUGUCUCGUUUGCCUUAUACGAGAUUUUUGGAAACAGUAAAGGGGUUUAUGAAAAAUAUAUACUUCCAGUGGCGAUAACUUUGAAACUGGAUAUAAUUCACGGUAAAAUUUCCUUAUCUGAAUCUACUUUGGGAGAUACGAUACAAAGAUAGAAAAUACAAAAAAUGAUUCGUUUCCAUCGCAACAGGUUGUUUCACUUUACAAUACGUCAUCAGACGUAUUGAUACUGAGUUCUAUCCACUCAGAGAUUUAUAUACAAUAAUAAUUCGAAUUAUCCGACUUUUUCUUCUUAUAACUACAUUAUGUAUCGGUUAAAUUCGUCACAUAUUAUGAAACUGUCGAUGUUGAAUGAAAAUGAACUGUUUGACCAGUUGAAGAAUCAUAAAUUUAAAUUUCAUAAAAACAGUUCAAAUAGGACCUCAUGAACAAUGAAAGAACGAAUACCCUUGUUGAAAUUAUUAUAUUUUUCACCCUAUUGUUGAAUAAACAGUAAAUUUCGUCCAUUUACAAAUAUUAAAAUCACAUCUCAAUCCAUUUUUGAUGAUUUGUUGAUAGUAUUUCAGAUCGUUGUAUUUCUGUAAUCGUCAAAUACAGUUCACAAUGUUUUUAAUAGUAAUAUUUGAAUGUCUCUCUAAUUACAUUUAUUAAAAGAUCCACAAUCAUUUUAUCGUAUUGCCAGUUAUUCAAUACGUAAUAUUUGCAGUGGAAGUUUGAAAUGAACCAAAGUUGUAAUACAUUUUGUUCUAAAAAUCAUAUUCAGCAUGAAAAAUCGAUUCAUUAAAAAUUUGCCACUGUGGGAUCGUUCUGAAAACAAAAACAAUCCUGUCGUUAAAUAAUUAUUCAUUUAUUCAAAGUAGUUUAAUUACACUCGGUGAUUGUGGCUACUUUUCAUGUACAUUUUAUUAACCGAAUGAUAUAUGAAAAACUGGUAAUAAGAUGAGAUGAUUGAUGCAUUUGUUGAUCGUGGCAAAAUUUUGUCUACAAUCAAGCUGAAUAUUCCUCAUUCUUUCCUAAUUCACCACCAAUUUUUAGUCUACUUACAUUAUU
Messenger RNA from Leptinotarsa decemlineata (Colorado potato beetle), 5423 nucleotides. RefSeq names its product centrosomal protein of 104 kDa. The record is from RefSeq and is a predicted model, not a curated record. Gene Ontology annotation, cellular component: cilium. Lineage: Eukaryota; Metazoa; Arthropoda; Insecta; Coleoptera; Chrysomelidae.